This is a messenger RNA of Lathyrus sativus (Indian pea), 366 nucleotides long. The record is from the annotation of a GenBank genome assembly. NCBI's taxonomy places the organism in Eukaryota, Viridiplantae, Streptophyta, Magnoliopsida, Fabales, Fabaceae.
AUGCUACAAAUUGCAUAUGUUGUUGUUAAGGGUGAAACUAAAGACUCAUGGACCUGGUUUCUAGAGUCAUUGAUACCUGAUUUGGGAGGAGUUAGGUUGUGCAUAACCUAUACCUUAAUUAGUGAUCAACAAAAGGGUUUACUGCCAGCUCUUGAUGAAUUACUUGGUAAUGUUGACCAGAGAUUCUGCGUUAGACAUUUAUAUAGCAACUUCAGGAAGAAGUUCCCUGGCCUGAAAUUAAAGGAAUUGAUGUGGAGGGAUGCAUGUGCAAGUUAUGUUAAAGCUUGGAAGAAAAUAAUACUUGAAAUAAAAGGAGUUAAUGAAGAGGCCUUCAAACAUCUCAUCAAAAUUCCACCAAGAUUCUAG